AUGCGGUUUUCUUCGAUUAUCGUACUCGUAGUUUUUGCGAUUACUUUCAGCAAUGCAGGUAUUUUUAUGUUUAUUGUCUUAAGUAAUGAGAUAAAUAGGAACAGUGAAGAAACGACAAGAAUCCUCGAUGCGCUAAUGGAGUCCAUACUAAAAAUUGCCAACCGGACCCGAAACCCAAUGACUCGAGUUCCAAAACAUCAAGUUCUGAGGAAAAUGAACCUCCAAAUAAAGUUACUGGUUAGUAUCUUGUAUUUCAAGCAUUUGUUGUUGGUUAUCGAUUCAUUCCAGAACUAUCUGCUGCGAAAACUCCGACCUCAUCUUCUCAUCAAUUUUCAACGACUCCUAGCAUCCUUGAAACAACAUCAGCCAACUACGGUAAUCAAACAACUCGCAGACAUAAUUCUUCUACUCCCUCAACUUUCGAGUUCAGACUCUGCUUCAUCUGCAGUCCAGAAUGCUUCUAAUGUCUACGAUGAAUCGACCUCUUCCUCCUCAUCCAGUUCAACUACAACAACUAUAAUUCCAGCGACUGAAGACAUUUGGGGUUUGCUGAAACCUGGGAUUACUGUACUGGAUGGUGUCACAAUCUACGUGUGCUCAGAGUCCACUACAAGCACAAAAAUCUUACCGACAACACCUCUAAAAUCGACUACCGUCUCACCAGCUUCCACCACCACGACGUCUGCUUCUGAUAGUUCCACUUCUCUGAAAACUCCAAAAAGUUCAACAUCGUCUGGUACAAGCACAUCGAAGAUUCCAACUUCUUCUGAUUCGACGUCAUCUAAAUCACAGGUGUCCUCAUCAUUCACUUCGUCGACAACAAGUUCGACCUCCACCGCAUCGCAAGAGAAGUCGACGACACCAAUUCCUUCGAAGACCGCGUCGAAAAAUAUUCAGACGCCUACCAUUUCUCAUGAGUCUUCCGAAACUUCCUCGUCAAGAUCCUCAUCAACAAGAACUAGAUCAUCGUUGGACUCUACCGGAUCCUCAUCUGGCUCCACAGAAUCCUCGUCUACCUCAACCCAGACUACUCCAGAAAUUUCUUCAUCUUCAGCGACAUCUUCCUUCACUUCUCUUGCUUCCACUUCUCCAGCUCUAACCUCCGCCUCAUCUUCAUCUUCAUCCAGUACAUCCCCAUCAACCAAAGCUGGAACACAUGACGUGAAACCAUCUUCAACUACAAAACCCACUACAAACAAGAUUUCUGCUACAUCAUCGAAGUCGCCUGAAGCUUCCACGUUUUCUGGAACUGAUUCGACCAGCCUCCCGAAAACAUCGGUAACUUCUAGCAACGAUCCAGUUGUCACGUCAUCUGAACGAAUCACCACUGAAAAUUUCAAGACAUCAACGGGUUUCUCAUUUUCUGAAGAUACUUCGCCAGCAUCUUCUGAGCGCACCUCAUCUAGCAGCUCAAUUAUUAUCACCCCGACGGCAUCAAAACUCACGAGCACUCCAACUGAAGAUAUAUCUAGCUCUUCUGAAAGCUCAGAACCGUUUUCUAAAAUUACAACGACGGAACCAAAUGCAUUUCCAACAACGACAUUUGAAUCAGAAACCACCUCUGAAUCUCAUAGCACUCUCUUACCUGCCACAUCUUCUACGUCUUCUGUUGGUUCUAAAAGAACAAGUUCUAUAAUACAGAUUACAAUGGAAACGAGUAGUGUUGGAUCUCCAAGCAUAACAACUGCUGAAACUCCAGAUACCGAAACGAGAACCUCUCCAAAAUCACUCAAAACUACACCAGGAAACUCUGAGAAUACAACGACUGGAGCGAGGAGCACAUCCGUCUCAUCAUCCAUCACCGAAUUUACAAGUUCCUCAACGGCACCGUCCAGAUCCUCAAGUUCAUCUGUGACGUCUUCGGGGACUACUGGAACUUCAAGUUCCUCAACGUUCAUUCCUUCAUCUUCUUCUUCCGUGACGACUUCUGGAACAUCAGAAUCAGCCGAGACGGAUCAUUCGACAGCUUCUUCGUCAUCAGUUUCUGAGCUCACCACAACACAAAGCACACCGAUCACUGAAAGUGCCAAAUUGCAAACCACAACCACUGAAGCAACAGUGGGAUUGUCAACGGCUCCGAAAGUCGAGCCAAGCACAGGUGGAUCAACAUCAACUACCCAGUCAACUACUAGGGAAUCUCCUUUAACUGAAGAAAAGAGCUCAACUUCUUUUGGUAAACCUCAACCAUCCACAACAUCCCCCACUACUUCCGACAUGCUUAUUUCCACAGAAUCCUCAACGUCCUAUCCAACUACAACUGAUUCCACUACUUCCAUAUUCCAAAAAUCUUCUACUUCGGAAGAUCCACCGACAAUGCUGGAUGAUGGAACAACUCAAACCACUUCAAAACAACCAGAGAUCACAAGCGAGCUUCCGAAGUCUACGGAAGCUUUCCCAGCAACAUCUUCUUCGAUAUCAGAGACUUCUCCAAAAAUCACUUCCACUCUAUCGACCCCAAAAACAUCAUCUAUGCCGAAACCCGUUUCGGAAAUUACAAAAACCAUUUCUCAAAAGUCAAGUACGGAAAAUCCAAGCUCAUUUAAAACCACGUUGUCAAAAGAGACACUGAAGUCUUCCACGACCUCCACUUUUACAAAGUCUACAACUCCAAUCCCCUCGACAGUUUCCAGACAGACCUCCACACCCAAAAGUACCACCACCGAUCCCCUCUGCUCCCAACAAUGCCCGGAUGGUUAUCUCGUUGGAACAUCGUAUUGCUUCCGAUUGUUCCCUCGACUCGUUUCUUACCAGUCAGCUCUGGCUUACUGUAAAACAAUCGAUCGACAAACGCUGGCUUCACUGGACAAAAUCAAAGACAACUCGGAUAUCAAAUUGAUUCAAGAGAGUGCUGCACUUCAGAAUGUUGAUUGGAUUUAUGCGAAUGGAAUUGGAGCAAAAGAUGAGAGAUUUUUGAAGAAAGCGUCGGUCUACAAAUACUGUAAUAUGAUGGAUUGUGAUGUGGAAAAGAUCUUCCAGGCCUACGAAUUCUACAACAACUUCAAACAGACGGCAGGAACUCUGGAACCCAGAAGAUCUGGUACUGUCACUUGCAUUUAUGGAAAUCAGAAGAGCACAACUGUCACUUGCAACACUCUUGGAGCGAUGUAUCCAAACCCAACGAACAUUGAUUGUGAGGAAUCAGCAACAGAAAGACAACUGAAAGAUACCAUCAACGAUAUCGUUCCGAAUUGUAAAUCCUGCUACAAAAGAGGAACCAAGGAAUGUCAGACAGUCUUGAAUGAGACAAACCAGGAAGUGAAAGGCUAUCAAUGUAUUUGCAAAGAGCCUUACUCGGUAAGCAAAUCUAAACAGAAAUUUGACAUUUCCAUAUUCCAGAUGUCCACUUGUUGGAGAACCGUUAACAACUGCAAUUCGACCGUAUGUGGGGACCAUGGUACUUGUAUGAGUGAGAUGGGGCACAUGUGGUGUGAUUGUAAGUGGGGAUACACUGGAGACCAUUGUGAUGAAGCACUAGAUGAGAAGUAUGACGGUGACAUUGGCUUCUCGUCCGCUGUUGGAGCCACGAUUACGGUUGGCGAUGGAAUAUUCCGAUUUCUUAAAAUUUGUGUUAUGGGACUACCAAAAGGAGAUGGAGGCUUUGAUGCACAAUCCACGCACCAAACAUUCCGAUGGGUGUGCAUACUGUGUGCAAAUGCUCUCAUCACUCUCUACAGUAACCCAACUCUUCUCGCAAUUCCACUUAUUCAAUGCCGCUUCACUUUCAUUGCAAUCCAUUUCUUCUACGUUCAAGGUAACUACAUCAUAACUUAUAGCAACUCCAUUCUAAAAUUUUCAGCAAUGGUUCAAUGGCUACUAGAGGGAUUCAAUGUGAACCAAGUGCUUCGUUGUGUUCAUCUAAACGAAUGGGAGCGGGAUAUCAAUGGAAACAAAUCAUUAUGUGUUCGGAUUUGGCCAAGAUUCAUUGUAUCGGUUAUUGGAGUAGCUGUAUUUGUUCUGAUUCCGUUCACUGCCGGAUGGAACAAACUGGCAGCUUCUUGGACGUGUGUUGGAGUCAUUUGUCAAGAAACACUUCAUGUUUGGUUUCCAAUCUUUUUUGGUGUCCUCGUGAUUGUUCUUUGGGCAGGCGCUGUUUAUGAAAACAGUGCUCUUAUCAAAGUCCGUCGCCCACUUCUCGGAUUCCGCCUCGAUUAUGAGAUCGAAAGGAGAGUAGGAUGGGAAGCUGGAAAGAUAUUCCAAAAAUGCAGAGAUAAUGAGCUCGUGUGCUUUAUUGGUGUUAUUUUCCUCGUCGCUCAGUGGGUGUCUGUGAUCAUUUCAUCCCAUCACCGAGACGAGAAAUUUUAUGGAAUGAUCACCGUUGUCGUCUCUGGAAUCUACUUUGCCUUCUCCACCUACCAGGAGAUAAUGACGAACCCUGAGGACCGUGCCAAUUUCUACACCCUUUUGCAACGAUUUUUGCCUUUCCGUGCCGCUCCAGCUUACAACCCAGAAACCACCUGGACGAUCGACGAGGUGAAAGAAUAUUUCAACACUCCCAAAAAGGAACGAGAAGAACAAUAUGAAGGAUUCAUCAAUCGAAAUCAGCAGCUAUUCAUUCAUCAUAAAUGGGACAUCAGGAUGAAUGAAUUUUUGGCCGAGGAUCUCAAAAUGACGAUUGAUGAGGCACUGAUCAAAGUCUUCACAGUAGAGAUGAAUGACUUGAAGAAAAACAAUGGAUCCGGAAGAGAGAAAUUGUAUAUCCAAGCCACAUUCGUUGCCUACUGUGACACCAUCCCGCAUUUCGAGCCAAGACCUACAGAAAAGCUUCAAGGACAUCUGGAACUCGUCACCCUGGCGGCGGAGGAUCCAGUUCAUGGAACUCGACUGGCCAAGUUCUUCAUUGUCCCCACUCAUCAUAUCUUUGAGCCAGAGAUCUCGGAAAAGAAGAAGGGUACCAAGGAAAGUAGAAAAAGGAAAAAUCUCAGGAGGAGGAUGCUAAAGAAUAUCGAAGAGGACAUAUUCAAAUUGAGCCGCGAGGAAAUACAUGCCCAAGCGGUUUUCGCAAACUGCGAUUUUGUUCUCCCACUAUGGAAAUGA
Caenorhabditis briggsae is the source of this 5034-nucleotide messenger RNA. The record is from RefSeq and is a predicted model, not a curated record. The coding region runs from base 1 to 5034 and encodes 1677 amino acids. The transcript has 13 exons. NCBI's taxonomy places the organism in Eukaryota, Metazoa, Nematoda, Chromadorea, Rhabditida, Rhabditidae.